UGGUCUUUUAAUUGAUGAGGCAGUGUAUAGGACUACAUCUGAUCAGAGCUCCACAAAGAAGCUGGAUGUUCCCAGUGCAGCUUCCCAACAACUUGAAGAAGAAGAGGAAGACAUAAAAACUCAAAAAAUAACAAAAUACACAGUUGAUCAAAAUAUCCCACCUCCCAAGUCAGGGAUCUCAGUGCUUGGAGAUCCAUAUAAUGAAAGCUCUAGAAGGAAAGUGGGUGGUCGUAUUGCCAAGAAACAUAAAGAGUUGCCAAGAGAUUUACUAACAAUAUCCAUGAUGUCUGUUUUACCUGACUCUAAAAGGCAGAAAAAGGCAUUACAAUUUCCAGGAAGGAAAGAUCUUAUGGGUCCCAAAUGUAUAACAAUGAAGGCAAAGAAGCCUCUUUUUUCACAGGUGCUUAAUAUCACUGAGGAUGGUCAUCUGUACUGUAGAAAGGAACAGGAAGGCCAUUUAAAAUCUAUGAUAAAGGACAUGCAACCAAAUAGAAGUAUAGGUGAUGCGUUUUUAUCUCCCACACCUGUUUCAACUGAUUACAAAAUAGAUUUUGAAAUUGAUAGCACACCAAAAACAGGGACGGAUCGACCAAGAGUGAAAAUACACAACCAUACCUAUCCAGAGCUAGAGAAAUCACCAAGUGAUGGGGAAGCAUGGGAGGCCAAUUUGACUGAUACACAAAGCAGAUCCAGCAACACAGGUAAAAUGAAUGUGCCACAUAAAAAGGAAGAGGAAAAUAUCCCAGAAAUGUUAGCAGAAUCAGUUCUGCACUAUAGUCAACACUUCCAUUUCAGUUCCCAUCAUAUGAAAAAUCUUGGCCCUUGCAAACCAAAAUCUAAACUGAAUCGUUCAGAAGGCAGGAGGACUUGGAAUUUGUCUUGUGCCAUGCAAAAUAUGAGGCAAGAAGAACACGUUAGAGAAACUAUUUUAGAGGCUGUUUCUAGAAACGUGAUGAAUUUUAUUCGAGUACAAACAUUGAAGAAAAGUCUUCAUACUCAAGAGGGAAUACAAUAUAUGGUAGGUCUAAAGACCCCAUUUCCAAAAGCUAGGAAGUCAGAGACUGGUUCCAUACAGUGUGAUGGUCUCUGGGAUGGAAAUCCGAGGAGGAUAUGGGAUCGUCCUAUUUCUAAGAAAAAGACAUGGAAUCAAAGUGACUUAGUAAGAACUGUCUUAAAGCCUUUAGAUUUCUCCAGCCUUGAUCCGUCUGAACCCAGAAGCCAGAGUUACACAUUAGAGGUUGCAGACAAGAAAAAUACAGUGAGUCCCAAGCAGGUAAUUCUGGAGGCAGAGAAACCAUCAAUUUUACAGGUGCUUAAUAGCACAAGGUGUCUUACAGGAAUCCAUAGAAAAAAACUCCACAAAGUUAAGUACAAGGUAAGAGAGAGGCAAUGGAAUGGAAGUGUGAGAGAGACAUUACUCCUCACCACUGAGGGAGCUAAGAUUCCAAUGCCCAAGUUAGUGAUUGAUCAACUCUCAUUCGAUACAGCAGCGAGGGACACUCUGUAUAAUGACAGAACAUGUCACAAAAAUCUGGGUGGUCUUAUCACAGAGAAAAAGGCAGAGUCGGAGGAAAACUUAGCCACAGCUCUCUUGGGCCCUUUAGAUUUGUUCACGCCUGUUUUAUCUGACUCUGAAAGCCAGAUAAACACAGUACAAGAGAAAAUCAUACUGAAUCCCAGAUGUUUAGCUCUGAAGAAAAAGGAGCCACUCAUUUCACAGAUACUUAAAGUCAAUAGGCAGUUUGCCACAAAGCAGAGAAAAAAACUUAGAUCCAAUUUAAAAACCAAAAUGAAAGAGAUUUGGCAAGGUAAAAAUGUGUCUGUUAUAUUUACAAAUGCCAUUUACUUCACAUUGGAUACCUCUGACAUUAAAAGGCAAAGCAGAUUCAAGACAGAGAUAGACAGAGUAUCAAGGUUUAGUCCUGUACAACCAACACACAUGGAGUUGCCAGUUGAAAGCCGAGUGAUUUUACAAUCAGUUAAUGCCACAGGUCAUGCUGCUUUAAGCAUUAAUAAGGAACAGGACCAGGAACAGGAGGUGGGCAUAGAGAGAGAGAAAACUGUGUUAAGUGCAGACCUAAAAUCUACAGAUGCUUCUACGUCUAUUCCACCGCACAUAAAAAUGGAGCAGUCACCUAGUACCUGGGGUAACUAUGAAGAAUCUUCUGAAAAGAGAAAUGCCCUGAACAAAGCAAAAGUUACAGAGGAAGAAGAGUAUGAACAACAGGUUUUGUUUGGAGCACCUCCACAAAAUACCCAGCCAUUUGAGUUUCUACAAACGAGACAGCAAGAACCAUGUGUCUCAGGAACCAUCCAGAAUUCUGCUUAUGCUUACAAUCCUAAAUAUCCUAAAAUCAUAAAACAUAAAGGUAAUGCAAAAGCAGCAGAUGUGACAAACACUACGCAUACUGAACAGGUAAAAUCGAAGGCAAAGAAACCACUUGUUUCCCUGAUGUAUAACACAACAGGGUAUGGAACCCAGAGCAACGAAAAGGAAACAAGGUGUAACAUCAAGAAACAGAAGCCGGGGUUCCAGCAAGGUAACGCUGAGGUAGAGUUCGUUCUGAAAACUAUCUGUGACUCUGGGUCUAUUCCACCUCAACUUCAAGCGCUGAUGGAAGCAGAAAGGGAAAAAGGCAAGGCACAAAGGCUGAUACACAUUCCUCCAGAGCCAAAGCUGGAGAAAGCACUAAACAGAAGACAAAUAGCAUUUUCACAGUCCAUUGCUAAGAGUGCUAAAUCAAGAAAUAUUAAAACACUGAAACAGUAUAUUAGAGAGCAAGAAGAAAAGUACCAAAUUGCUUCACCAGACGUUCUCCCACAAUGUAAAUACCGAUUCAUGAUGAGCCAGCCACUGAAGAAAGAGCCUGACGAUGUCAAAUUCACAGUAGAUUUGAAAAGAGAAGUAUAUCCUGAUCGACAUUCACAAAAGAGGGAAACCAACUGCACUACGUUGGACAUCUCAAGAAUUAGAUUACACACAAAACACAAAUUCCUUAUCACACCAGGAGUAAAGGAGGGAUAUGGAGACAUGACCCAACGUCCAUUUCCAACUCCACAGUGGAGAGAAGUAUCCAAGAAAAUGGACAUUUCCUUAAGUUCAAAAGGAAAGAAUAUGUUUCUUCCAGAGUUGGAUGCUUCUCAACAGAACACUUGCAAGGAGCAGAAACUGCUGAAACAAGGAAGUAUUUCAAGGACACACCUGGAGCAUACUUUGUAUCCCAUUAUGGAAACUCGUCAUUUGGAAAAUACAGUAAAGGUCUCUGAGGAAGGUACGUACAUUGACAGAAAAAAUAUUUCACAUCUAUUGGGCAGAGAAGGAUUAAGAGAAACUGAUACCUUACAAGGUUCAAAAGGACAGACGUUUCUUUGUACAAAUGUAGAGGCCCAGCGAUAUAUGUCUGCGGUGCAGAAAGGAGAAGUGAAACCAGAUCACGCUCCUGAACAGAUUCUGGAUUCGUUAUCUUGCCCCAGUGAGGAGCCUCUUCAUGUAAAAGGGGCAAGAAAUGCAACAGGGAAAGAAAAUGUUAACAUCCCUAUCGUUUCAAAUGUAAAUUCAUGGAGAAAAGAGAAACCAAAGUUAAUGGAUAUUCUGUCAAAAUCAAAUGGACAGAAAAUAAAGUUUUCCAAAAAACGGAGGGCAAAGCAACAAAAUAGUUCUAACCAGAAAGAAGAAAAUCUUCUGGGAUCAGUUGCCUCUUGCAUAGUGCAUCAACUCCAUAUUGGAAAGCGAAAGAAAGAAGUCUCAGCCAAAGGAAUCAGUCCAACAGUUUUGAGCCCAGUGGUAGAGAAAGCAUCAAACAAAGCAGAUAUUCCAGUGGAUCAACCUCCAUGCUCAGAAGGAAUUAAUUUGCAUAUUGGAGAAAGAAAAGAACAUCAACAAGAAAAUAUAUGCAAGGCUCUUGCAACAUCUGUUUCUCAUUCUUUGAUGAAUAUACUUCAGAUUAAAUUGCUAAGGGUAACGAAAGCAUUAAAGGAAGUCAAUAGUCCAAUGUACCACACUUCAAAUACAGAAGGAAUUGGCUUGCCUAUUGCAGGAAGAGAAGAGCAACCAGAACGUAUACAACAUAUUUGUCCAUAUCUUGCUUCUGACUCUUCGAGAGAUAUAUUUCAAAGUAAGAUGCUGUGUGAAAAGAAGGCAUCAGAAGAAGUAGUUAGCACAGUGGGUUACACUCCAAGUACAGAAGGAAUUGGUUCGCUUAUUACAGGAAAGGGAGACCAGCAAGAGAAAUGUACUUAUGAGGCUCUUCAAAAGUCUGCAUCUCACCCCCAAGCAGGUCUACGUCAAACUGAUACCCCAGUGCAAGAAGUAAAACUAGGUGGCACAAAUAGGAUGAACUGUGAACAUUCACCUCCACAGGCUAAGGAAGCAUUAAAAGGAAUGGGUGUUAUUGUUGGAUAUAUUCAAAAAAGUGAAGAAAGACAAAACUUACUCAGUAUAGAACAAAGCCAGCAGCACUCGCUGACUCCCUCUGAGAAUCUUGUGGAGCAUACGUCUUACCUUCAAAAUGAUCCCUGGCUGCUGCCACAUUUAACACCUCUGACAAAGGAAGCAUUAUCGGAAGUAGGUAGUGUGUCAAGCAGGAUAAAAGGAUUAGAUUUGAUUUCUAAAGAUCAACUAAAUACCGGAUGUGAGUAUGGCCUGGAAUGGACUGUACCCUCGAUUCCUCCAAGGCAAACAACAAAACAAAAUACAAGGCCGCCUUUAGAAUCAUUCACUAAAACUGUAAAAUAUCAGAAUGUCUCAUUGCCGAAAGGAGAGAAAUCACUGGAUGGGGCGCAGGUAAUUGAUUCAAUAUCAAAUGUUAGCUCCCCCAAGCUAAGAGUUAGAAAGAAUGUGCAAUUACAUAAAGCGUAUCAAAAAAAGGUGCAAAAAGAGGUAUGUUUACCUGGAUUAUUUUCACAUUCUCUUUCUAUCCAUAUGCCUCUUUUGCCUGAAAAUAAAAGACAGAAGAAUGACUUAAAGCAAGGAGUUAAGAAAGGCAGAGUACACCCCCAAAGAACUUUGGAGAAAUUGGUAUUUUCAAAUAUAUUUAAUACCACUGAUGGUGGUAGCCCAGGCAAUAGAACAGAACUGCAGUGGAGGAUAAAAGAGAAAAUGGUAAAUAUAAAACAUAGAAAGGUCAAACCCGAUUUGAUUUUGACAAGUAUAUAUGACUUCAUCCCUUCUUUACCUUACCUCAAAUUGAAUAAAAAGACAAUUGAUGAGAUUAUCUCAAAUAAUGUAAAAAGAAUAAAACAACCUGUAUCACAGAAGAAGGAGAAGGAAAGAAGAAAAGUCAAUAUGAAAGGAAUAAUGGAUCCCAACGUUAUCUUGAAAGCAAAGAAAUCAUCACUGUCACGUAUACUCAAUGAAAAGGAAUUGCCAGGGCUGUUGAACAUUAUAAAACAAGAGAGCAAUGUGCAGAUAGGUAAAGGUAAAUCAGGUGUGAAACUGACAAACCUGUCUACUUCCUUACCAUCUCUAUCACAUCCUAAUUUGAAUUCAAGAACAAAAGAAGGAAGAGAUAAAUCAGGAACACCAUGGAACUGCCUUCCACCACUAAACCUCCAGGCAUCAUCAAAUAUCAGGAAAACAUCAUUUGCAGAGUCAAUUAAUAGAGACAGUUUAAGCAACAUGAUAGAAUCAAAACAACGUUUGCCCCAGAAAAUGAAGGAAGAUGAAGACAAUAUAGUAUACAUGAAAGAUAUAAGGGGCUGCAAACGUGCCCCUUUUAAAAGAAAGAAAAAACUUUUUACACAUACACUGCAUGGAAACGAACCACAGUGGAACAAUAAAGAACAAGAGAAAAUGAUGCAGGAAGAUAAGAGUGAUCUAGUUGUAGUUCAGAAUAAUCCCUGUGUUUCCAUUCUGUCUUCACCUCACCUGGAAUGGGGUCCUGCAGUGAAAGAAGAGGCAUACAUGCGAGGAGUGUCAGGGUUCUGCCUUCCACCAUUUACCCUCCAGGGGUUGUCAGAUGCAGUGAUAAUAUGUGGGGAGCCAACUGAUGAUAUCUUAAGCAGCAUAGAAAGAUCAAAAUGUAUGUCACAGGAGAAUGAAGAUAAAGUGGAAAUGGCUUUGGAAGAGAUAAGGAAUCCCAAAAGAAUAGCUUUGGAGGCGAACCAGUCUCCAAUUGCACGGGAAUUACAGUUGAACAUCAAAAAAAAAGAGGAAAAGAUGCAGGAACAUAAAGAUGAACGAGCUGGGAUUCAGAGAAAAUCUUGUGUUUCCAUCUCUUCUCUGCCUUACUGUGAAGUGGACACAAGAAGGAAAGGAGAAGCAAUCAUGCUAAGAAAAACAAGAUCCUCUUUUCUACAACCCAAACUCCAGGAUUCAUCAGAUACAGGAAACAUAGCACAUAAAAAGUCUGUUUAUGGUGAUAACUCAAACAAUGUAAAAAAAGCCAAAGAACAUAUAAUGCAGGAAGAAGAGGGAAGAGUAAAAAUGGCAAAAUUCCUAUCUUUGGAGCAAAAGAAAUCACCAAGUUCACAGGAAAUCCAGUUGGACAUCAAAGAACAAAAGAAAAAGAUACAAAGAAUUCAGGGUGAACCAAGUGUGAUUUUGACAUGUACUUCCAUACCUGCUACUUCUUUUAAAUUGGAUACAAGAAUAAAAGAGGAAGACUACAGAGCUGAAGUAACAAGGUACUCUCUUCCAGAACCAUCACAGCAGAAAUCAUCAGAUGUAGUGAAAAAAGAAAAUAAAGAGUUCAUCAAGGGUAAUAUCACAAGUGAUGUACAAGCAGCAAACGAAUAUAUGCCCCAGAAAGGAGAGGAUAGAGGAAAAGUGGUAAAUAUGAAAUAUAUAAUGUACUCCAAAGAGACAACUUCCAAGGCAAAGGUAUUACCACUUCCACAUGUACCCAAUACCCCUGGCAGGUGUAGCCCCCAAAUUAGAGAAGUACAGACAAACAGAAGAGAAGACUUGGGACAUGUACAGGAAAGAAGAAGUGAACUACAUGAGGUUCUGACAGAACCUUGUCUACUUCAAUUUACAUUAAGCAAAGUUACAGAAGGCAAGAAAGAGAAGCAAAGAGUAAUAAAACCCGGUAUUCCAUUCUCAUGGCACAGGGAAUCAUCAAAUGCAGAGAAAUUAAAAUACACACUGUCACCUGUGAAUGAUAUCUCAAGUGAUUUGAAAAGAACAAAAUACAUGACACAGAAAGAGGAGGGUAAAGCAAAUAUUUUUGCGAGAAACCUGAUGCAUCCCAAGUGCUUAGCUUUGAAGGCAAAGAAAUCACCCCUUUUCCAUAUACUCAAAGCAAAGAAACUGCAAGUGAACAUCAAAGAGCAAGUGAAAAGGGGGCAGGAAGGUAGAAGGGACACAGUCGUGCUUCUGAGCAAAAUUUGUCCUUUUGUCACUUCUUCAGUUCAUCUUAAAUUUGACACAACAACAGAAGAAGAAGGUGGUCCAGGAAUCAUAAGGAAUUAUGUGCCACCCCCUGAGCUCCAAGAUUCAUUGCCUUCAGUGCAGAUAGCACCUCCAAGGUCAACUGAUAGCCACAGAAAGAAAGGAAAACAACAUCCACCACCGAAAGAAAAGGACAGAGUACAAACAGCAGCCAUGAGCGGCUCAGUGCAUGCCAGUGGCACAGAUUUCAAGGCAAAGACAUCAUCCCCUCCUCAUGUGUUCAGUGUUGCUGAGCACGGUGCUCUGAGUAGGAGAAAGGAGCCAUGGCCGAGCAUUGAGGAGAGAGUAGAACAGGGGCAGGGAAGAACAGAAGACCUUGAUGUGGCUCCAACAAAAAGUCCUCCUUCCUCGCCUUCUCCAUCUCACCAUAGAUUGGAUGCAGGAACCAAAGGAGACGAAGACUUGCCUGCAGUUGCAGGAUUCUCUCUUUCACCAUUUCAGCUCCCUGAGUCAUCAGGUGCAGGGAAAAUCAGAUAUGCAGAUUCCAGUCAAGGUAUUAGCUCAUGUAAUGGAAUAAUAAAAACUAAUGGACAUAUGCCAUAUAGAGAGACAAAGGUCAGAGUAAAAACAAAGGACAAGAAAGAUAGACUAUACCCCAAAAUAAUAACUUUGGAAGCCCAUACAUCCCCACUUACACAUCUACUCAGUAGAAACAGACUACCUUUGAAUGUCAAAGGGCAAGGGAAGGAAGUGCAGGACAGCAAAGGUGAGCCAGAAAUGGUUCUGAGGGAAACUCAUGCCUCCUUACUUUCUCCAUCUUACCUGAAAUGGGACACUAGCAGGAAUGAAAAGGAACACACAGAAAGAAUAAUACAAUCCUGUUUUUCACCACUGAAGAUUUAUGAUCCAUUCAAUCCAAGCAAAAAAGCAGAUGCUAAGUCAUUUGACGGUUAUUUGUUAAAAGACAAAGAUAGACUCAAAACAGUUAUUGAAGACAAAGUGCUCCCAAGUGAAAAAGCAGAUACUAGGUCAUGUGAUGGUUAUAUGUUAAAAGAGGAAGUUAGACUCAAAACAGAUACUCAAGACAAAGUGCUCCUGAUAUCUAUGCAUCAGAAUGCAAAGGAAUUACCACUUUCACAUAUACGUGAUACCAAAGAAUUGAAGUGGAAAAUUAAAGAGCAAAAGAGAAGGGUACAGAGAGAGGACAGUGAACUAGUCACAAAACUGAAAAACAUUUAUACUCCUUUACUGGCUCUACCAUAUCUUAAAUCUGAUACAACAGAAGGAGAGGGGAACCUGAUAAGAAUUACAAAAUUGCCUCUCCCACAAGCACAGUCCAAGGAAUCAUCAGAAUAUGCUGAGACCAAUGAGGGACAACUUUCAAAAUAUGUAAAAAAAUUAAAAGAACACAUGCUACACAAAGAAGAGAAGGAGAGAGAGAAAUAUGUGGAUAUGAAUAGUAGAGUGGACCACAAUAAUACGGAUUUGGAAGCAAAGAAAUCGCCUAUUUUACUUACAUACAAUCUAAGUGACCUUCAGUGGAAAACUAAAGGGCAAGAAGGGAAGGUUCAGGAAGGUAAACGGGAGCCGGGUGAUGCAACACUGACUGAGACUUGCACUUCUAAAUCUUCUCUUCACCUUGACAAAAACACCAGCAUCAGAGAAGAGGGCAUGCCAAUGCUAUCAAGACCCUCUUUUCCCCCAGUAAACUUCCAGAAAUCAUCAGGUUCUGAGGAAGUGGUACAUGCAGAGCCAAUGGCUAGUGAUACUGUCAUCAGUCCCCCAAAAGAAAAACAACAUUUGCCCCAGAACAGGGAAGAGGAUGGUGUAGAAAGAGGAAACCUCAAGUCCCCCAAACAUCAUGAAAUGGAGAUGCAGGAAAGUAAAGAUGGACCAGGUAUGGUUCUGACCAAAUCUACUUCAUCACCAUCUCUCCCUGCCCUCAAAUUGGAUAAAGUACAAGUCAAUAAUGAAAUGCUAGCACUUAAAAGGUCUGUUUUCCUGAGAAUAUCGUACGCAGGGGAAAUAGUACAUACAGAUUCAAUCAGUGCUGAUACCACAAAAGUUGGUCAAAACCUGAAGAAAUGUUCUACUUCAUCACCAUCUCUCCCUGCCCUCAAAAUAGAUAAAGAAAUACAAGUUGACAGUGAAAUGCUAGCACUUAAAAGGUCUGUUUUGCUCAGAAUAUCAAAUGCAGGGCAAAUAGUACAUACAUAUUCAAUUAGUGGUGAUACCUCGAAAGAUGUUCAAAACGAGGAACGACCUAUGCCUGAGAAAGAAGAGAGGGAAAGAGAAAAAAUGGUAGAUAGGAGAGGUGCGAUGCACACCAAAGAUAUAACUUUGAAGUCCAAGAAGUCACCUUCUUCAUAUAUGCUCCACAGAACAGAAUUACAUCUGAACAUUGGGGGGAUAGAGCAAAAGAAACAGGAAAGUCAAGGUAAACCACCCAGUACGGUGGUAAGAAACAUUUAUGUUUCCAAACCUCCAACUAAGCUGGAAUUGGAUAAAGGUACACAAGUAGAUGAAGGAAGGCUUGGAAUUAAAAAAUCCUCUCUACUUCCAAGAAUGCUUUCAGCAUUAUCAGAUGCAAAGAAGAGACCAGAUACGAAGGGAAUUGGUAGUGAUGUAAUAAAAAGAAAACAACAUAUGUCAGAGAAAGAAAAAAAGUAUGAUGUGAAAAAAGUAGAUAUGAGGCUCAGGACACAUCACAAAGAGGCAACGAUUUCACCAAUACCACAUGUCCUUAGUACAAAGGAAUUUGUGUUGAAUGUUAUUAAAGGGCCAGGGGAAAAAGUGCACAAAGGUAAAGAUGAACCAUGUAUGGUUCUGACAAGAACUUUUCUUUCCAUCCCAUCAGCACCUCUUUAUCUAGAGUCAGGGAGCAAAAUAGACAAAGACGCACCAGGAAUCAUGGGAUCCUCUCGUCCACAGCAGAAUCUCCAGGAAUCAUCAGAUACCCAGAAAACAGCAAUUAGAGAGUCAGCUGCUGGUGAGAGUGAAAUUGUUAAAAAUGCAGAACACUCGGUGCCAGAAGAGGCCAUGCAACAGUGGACCUCAAACUUCAUGAUCAGUGUACAGCAAAGGAAAGAGCCUCCACGAGUCAAAUCUGAAGGAUUUGAUGAUUGGAAGUCACCACCUUUGGCAGGGGGUCCAGAUGCAACAUACAUGAAAAUACAUCCCAAAUUGCAGCCAAAACCUAUUUUAGAAAAUUUUACUUGCAAAGAAAAAAUCAAGCCCACUAAUCAUUUAGAGUCAAAAGCACCUGAAAUAAAACUGAAUUUGAUACCAGAGGUGGUAAAACAAUCCUUCCAAAAGUUCAACUUUUAUCAAAAACUGGCUAUUUCAAAACAUAACAGUUGGAAGCUCUAUCCAAGACAUAAAAAACUGUUCUUUUUGUCUCUGGGAGGGAUUGAUACCAUAGAAUUUAACCUAAAGCACAAAUACCAAAAAGACUCACCUCCUGUCAGCUGUAUGAAGUCACUGAUUGUUAAUGUUUCAAGGGGCAAUGAAAAGAUCAUUACAAAGUUAAAGAGUAUAAAUGAGCUAGAUAGUGGAACAUCUCCUUUGACUUAUGCUAGAGAGAUGACAUUGCCUCAUAUUCUCCAAAACUAUUCAGUAGGAGAAAAAAACAAACUUCUCAUACACUUUUCUAUGAAAACACUGGAGAUUCAAAUGAAAGCCUUUCCCAGAAUUGUAAGAGAAUCUUACAUAAUGGCCAGGGCUCAGGAUGGAAGGAAGCCUUUAUCUAAAUGUAUUCAUUCUGGUGUCAAAGUACCAAAACGAAAAAACAGAGUUUUGUUACUUUUUGAGGAAAAAUCUCUUCAUCAAGUAGAUCUUGAUUUACAAUACAAAUACCUUCGUUUUCUCCUGGGCUCUCCAGUCAAAAGUAUGUUCCCUAAGCCAAAUGCACUUCCCAAACAUAUUCUUAAAUUACAGACAGUUGCAAUACGUAAAAAAGUAGACAAUAGUGGAGAAAGUGGUGGUCUUUCCAUUGGUACAAGACCGUUAGAAGAACAUAUCUCUUUCAAAAAGCAAAGUUUCCAUGAAAACUCAUCAUUAGUCAGAAAUUUCUUGGAGCCCACUCAGGUUUGUGCCUCUGACCCUGAUCAACACAACACAGUGCAGAAAGAUACCAUGGCUCUUUCAAAGUUAAAAUCUCAUGUGACUCCAGAAAAAGAUAAACGAUGUCAUGUAUGGUUUCAAGAAACAAAUACAUGUGAAUCUGUUGAUUUAAAGACUCAGGAAAAGACUCAGGAUUUAGUUGAUUCCCAUUCAAUUCAGAAUUUUGAAGAUUUUAUUGAUAGUCAGACAAAUAUUGAGAGUUCAGAUAACUUGGAGGAAUGCUCAGCUCUUGAUGUACACGAGAGUGAAGAAUGUAUAUUUUCAGAUGCCAACCCUUAUUUAAGUUGGAAGUCACAGAAUAUUCUGUUUGAAUUACAGAAGGACAUGCCUGUGGAAAAUCUCUACAAGAAGAAAAAAAUCAAAACUGAUUUGAAACCACUUUACAGUGAAGAUUCAGGUUCCCAUCAUAUUAGAGGCUGUCAAAAACAUUCCUCAUUUGUGACACCAACUUCUUACAAAUCCCACAAAAGCAGGAAACAUAGGUCAUCCUCCGAAAUGACACCACCUUCUUAUGAAUCUCACAAAAGGAGGAAACAUAGGUCAUCUUCCAAAAUGCGACCUCCUGACUUGUGGUGUCACAGUUCCUUAAAUACUGUAGAGGUUUUGUCUGUAUCAUCUUCCAUUCCGUUCAGCGAAGAGAAGCUUUCGCAGACUGCAAGGAGUGGAAAAUGUUAUUCUUUAGUCCCCUUAACGGAAUCAGAUAUUGAAUUACAUCUUGCAAAAAGCCAAGGCAAACCUCACAAGCAUUUGGAAAGCAAAGAACGAAAGAAGGCCAAAUUGUAUUUAUCUAGAAAGAACAACACUCCUUGGGAAUGUGAUGACAGUUAUACACAGCGUAAAGAGAAACGCACAAGAAAGGAGAAAGUACGGGAUUAUGAGUCAGAAAGGUCAGAUUAUUUCCCAAGCAAACAUAAGUCAGCAUCAAAACCUCAAGAGGAUAUCAGCUUCCAUUCUGAAAGAGAACAAAACCAGCCAUUUUUUUAUGCCUGUAUACCAUCAGACUCGCCGGAGAUUAUACCCCAAACCGUUCGCUGGACUAUUUCCCGCAACAUUUUAAGGAAGAAGAACUUCAGAAGUCCCCUGGUGGCCAAGAUUUCAAGUUCUUGCAACAUAUGGAGUUCAUCCAAAAAGCUGCUGGGGUCGCUGUUAGGGUCCUUCAGCCUCGUUCGUCAAAAAUGAUGUUACCAUAUCAAGAUUCAUCUCGAGGGGAAAGCUGGUUGCUCUUGUGAUAUUCUUUGAAAAAUAAAAUCAUAUAAAGUCAAAUGGUUUCCUCAUGAAGUGUUUUCUAAACUGACACCUUUUAUUUCUACAGUAGAUUUGCACAGUUCUGGGAGGGAUGGAUGGGAAAACAGAUGAUUUCCGGUUUGGUCCAGCCAUGUGUGAGAUCUCCCCUCAGUUUGUGCUACCUCCUUAUAAUCCCCAAAGGAGAAGCCCACAGAUGCCGAAGCCCCCUUCCCACCCUCCCCACG
This is a messenger RNA of Delphinapterus leucas (beluga whale), 12921 nucleotides long. RefSeq names its product leucine rich repeat transmembrane protein 3 (gene LRTM3). Gene Ontology annotation, molecular function: protein binding. The record is from RefSeq and is a predicted model, not a curated record. Lineage: Eukaryota; Metazoa; Chordata; Mammalia; Artiodactyla; Monodontidae.